Trametes versicolor FP-101664 SS1 is the source of this 312-nucleotide messenger RNA. RefSeq lists its product as uncharacterized. Bases 1 to 312 code for a protein of 103 amino acids. NCBI's taxonomy places the organism in Eukaryota, Fungi, Basidiomycota, Agaricomycetes, Polyporales, Polyporaceae. The transcript is spliced from 6 exons. The record is from RefSeq and is a predicted model, not a curated record. Gene Ontology annotation, molecular function: nucleic acid binding.
AUGUCAUCACGAGUGUAUCUCGGUGCCUUGCCUGAGAAUGUCAGCACGACAGAGGUACACAAGUACCUCUCGAUGUAUGGCCAAAUUUUGGAGAUCAAGCUGCGCCAAGGCGAGUCGCAAGAGGGUUACUCGCCGUAUAGACUUGACGCAGGACAGCAGGUUUUGGCUUCGUGCAAUUCGACAGCGCGAAGGACGCCUUGGACGUCGUUCGGACCUUCGGUGGCCGACCUUUCCUCGGGGCUGAUGUUAAAGUGCAGCUGGCUCGGCCUGAUCGACGCGUUCGAGUACACGGAACGCGUGGGGUCUCCCUAG